CAUCCGAGUGCGUGUGCCAGAAAGAAAAGAGGGGAGAGAAAGAGAGAGGGGAGAGAGAGAGGGGAGGCUUUACUGGAAACCCAGUCUCUCCCAGUCCUGGGACCCGCUGAGCUCCUCCAGCCCGGGACUGAGUGUGUGUUUGUGGGACCACGUCUCCAAGUUUCAUGCUGAAGAUCCGCGCGUCAACCUGAGGUCCAGGGAGUAAGGGGGAGCAGCAGGUCUCAGAGCUCCGAUGCCAGUGGACAUGCAGCCACACCAGGGGCUGUAUCACUACGAGACCUCACCCAGCCAGCCCUCCAGAGGCCUUGGCCCCCCCGACCAGUCUCCCUACAGCGAUGUGUCUCCGCUCCGCGCUUCCAUCCACAACGGCCCUGCCCAGGACUGUCGAGCUAUGUAUAAUCCCAUGACUCCCAGUAUGACUCAUGGAUCGGGACCAGCACAGGGGAUCGGCCACUGCAUGGAUCAAUACAUGAGGCCCCCCCAGGCCCCCCCGCCCCUCAGCGUGAUGGGCCACAGGGGCAUGCCGCCCACGGAGGGUGGCAACAGCACCCCCUACUGUUCCCAGAACAACAUGAUGUCCUCUCACCAUAACUUCUGCCAGGUUCAGCCUGGCUCUGACCACAUUGGAUCUGUUGAUGGGUCGAGGUUCAACACACCUCGCUCCAUCCUGAAGCUGAGCAAAAAGAGAGCCCUGUCCAUCUCUCCCCUGUCCGACGCCAGUGUCGACCUGCAGACGGUGAUUCGGACAUCACCCAACUCCUUAGUGGCCUUUGUCAACUCGCGCUGCAACCCCAACGGAGCCAGCUCCUACGGUCAUCUCUCUGUCAGCGCCAUGAGUCCGUCUCUGGGUUAUUCCAGCAACAUAAACUGCCAAUCCAGGCAACACGGCAGCAUGUACGGUGGAGGCGGGGGGACGCACCUGGGGGGACACACACCAGGUCCCUGCCAGGCUUCACGCUUACCUCCGCACAAUCCUCGGCUGCACGUCACGCCCAAGCACGGACACCUGAAAACGGAGCCAGGGCUGGGCAGUGUGAUGGAUGGCAUCAGUUUGAAGAGCCUGGAGGAGAGAUCAGAGGGAGAUGUAGCCAGUCCGUCUUCCACUGGAACUCAGGACCCUCUCAUGGGUCUCCUGGACGGCAGAGAUGACUUGGACAAAGACGACAUGAAACCGGAGCCAGAGGCCGUGUACGAAACUAACUGUCACUGGGAAAGCUGCAUCAAGGAAUUUGACACACAGGACCAGCUAGUACAUCACAUCAACAAUGAGCACAUUCAUGGCGAGAAGAAGGAGUUUGUGUGUCACUGGCAGGAGUGCAGCCGAGAACAGAGGCCGUUCAAAGCCCAGUACAUGCUGGUGGUUCACAUGCGCAGGCACACGGGAGAGAAGCCACACAAGUGCACUUUUGAAGGCUGUAACAAGGCCUACUCUCGCCUGGAAAAUCUGAAGACCCACCUGCGCUCUCACACCGGGGAGAAACCAUACGUGUGUGAGCAUGAAGGCUGCAACAAGGCCUUUUCCAACGCUUCGGACCGCGCCAAGCACCAGAACCGGACUCACUCCAAUGAGAAACCGUACGUAUGUAAGAUCCCCGGCUGCACUAAGCGGUACACAGAUCCGAGCUCUCUACGUAAACACGUGAAGACGGUGCAUGGCCCCGAAGCCCACAUCACCAAGAAGCAUCGGGGAGACACGGGGCCUAGACCCCCUGGCUCAGCUAUGACCCCUGGAGGCCAGAACUCUGAACUUCUGCUGGAGAAAGAGGAGACACGCAGGGAGGACUGCAAACUGCUGGCUCCUGAGACUGCUAUGAAAUCCCAGCCAAGUCCUGGAGGUCAGUCAUCAUGCAGUAGUGAACGUUCUCCACUGGGGAGCGCCAACAACAAUGACAGCGGGGUGGAGAUGAACCUGAAUGCAGCCGGCAGCUUGGAGGAUCUCACAGCGCUGGAGGACGGAGUGGCAGGUGGAGGAGGGGAGGCAGGAGGUCUGGGAGGAGCGAUGGGAAUGUCAUCGCAGGCUUUGAAGAGGCUGGAGAACCUGAAGAUUGACAAGCUGAAGCAGAUCCGCAGGCCCACGCCUCCUAGUCGCUGUGCAGGCAACAAGCUACCAACACUUCCUGGUCCAGGGGAGAAUAUAGGGAUGUGUGCACCUUCUCCGCUCCUUUCAAAUCGACGUGUCAUGGAGCUGUCCAACCACGAGUUGGGAGGUGGGACUUCGAUCGGCUGCCCCACCAACGACAGGAGAGGAAGCGGCACCAGCAGUCUGAGCUCUGCCUACACCGUCAGCCGUCGCUCCUCCAUGGUGUCUCCUUACCUGUCCAGCCGGCGCUCCAGUGAGGUCUCACAGAUGGGAGGAACAGGAGGGGGACAGUGUCACCUCUUUGGCCAAGAGCAGAGUGGGGGAGAUGCCCUCUCUCCUGAGACCAAUCGCAGAGGAGCUCCGUGUCCUGGUGGAGGAGGGGGAUUGCCGGGUCUUCCGAAUUUAACACCCGCUCAGCAAUACAGCCUAAAGGCCAAAUACGCUGCAGCGACUGGUGGACCUCCACCCACUCCUUUACCCAACAUGGAGCAGCCAGUAACCGCGGGCCGAAGAGGAGGUGUUUUGAGCGAGUACCAGGGUCAGCCUCUGCCCCCGUUCAUCCAACAAGCCGGGCCACGUAGGCACAGCGCACUCACAGAGUAUGGCACCGGUGUUAUCUACCCACACCAGGCUCCAGGAAACAGCAACAGACGAGCCAGUGACCCGGUUCGAUCAGUAGCGGAUCCACAGGCUCUACCAAAACGCUACAAUAGCCUUAAUAACGUGGCCAUGAUGAGCAGAAGGAAUGCACUGCAGCACCGUGGCUCUGACACCAGUCUCUCCCGCCACCUGUACUCCCCUCGGCCGCCAAGCAUCACCGAGAAUGUAAUGAUGGAGUCUAUGGGCAUGGAGGCCCACCUCUCCCCUGUUGAUGCCAGAGAUCGUUCUCUGAUGUUGCCCCCUAGAGAAAGAAACUUUAUGGGAUACCAGCAACAGCAUCCAACUCUUGGAGGAGGUGGAGGUGGAGCUGCUCUUUCAAACCAGCUCUCCCCAAGCCAUGACUCUCUGGGCUGCCCGGACCAGGCUUACAUGCAGGGGCACUAUCCGAAUCCGGCAGGGGAAGUCACCUCACGGGCUGGCGGAAAUCCAAUGGGCCAAGCAAGGCCGAUUCAUUCAGAGGGCAUGUCCAAUGCACUUCUCCAACAGGCCGAGUACAGUAUGAGCACUUGCCAGCUCAGUCCCUCGGGUCCUCAUUAUCCCAGCAUCGGCCAGGGUGGUGACGCUGGAGGCCCUUGGAGUGACGCCCACAGCCAAGUCCAAACUUCCAGCCAUCCUCUGCAGAACCAGCGAGGAAUACAGUAUUCAGACCCCACCCUGCAGCCUCAACAGACACAGGCCCACUUCAAUAAUCAGACAGGCCUCUAUAACAGCCCUGAUGGAACCCACAAGCUCACCAUCAAGCCCGAGCAGCAGUUCCACCCUGGGAUGGGAGGCAGAGAUGCGUGUCAAAGUGCGAAGCUCCAACAGCAGCAGAUGCUCCUCCAGCAGACUCAGGGUUACCCACAACAGACAGCCCAGGUUAUGAUGAGGAACUCUAACAAUCCAAGUUGUGACUUUCAAGGCCAGGCCCAAAACUCUUACCCUGCUAGAGGGGGCCUGAGUUUGGGUUGCACUGGAACUGCUCUUGCGGAAGGGCAGAGGCCAGAAACCCCCAUGAUGCAGGUGAAGGAAAUGAUGGUGAGGAACUAUGUACAGUCCCAGCAAGCUCUCAUGUGGGAGCAGCAGCAAGAGCAGCAACAACAGCAGCAGCAGCAGCAGCAGCAGCAGCAGCAGCAGAGUGGAAUAAAACCUCCUUCACUGUCCGAAAAUAUGGAUAUGAGUGGCCAGGCAGUGAUGAUGCAGCGCAGCCCACAGCACCAAAAUCAGAACCUUUAUUCGAACCAGACGUAUCCUUCCUACCCCAACCAGAACCUGGUCAUGAGUCCUCCAGCCCACAGCCGAGGGCCCAGCUCUGUGACACCUAAAGAGCAGCAGCUGACAGGUCUACCAGGCUCCUGCUAUGGCCAGGAGAUGGUGGUCCCCAGGCCGCCGCAGGUACGGAAAUCCCUCAGCCGCCAGAACAGCGUGCCACAGGUAGGAGUGGGCUACCUGGGCAGCCCACCCCACCUCAGCCCUGUCCACUCCACUCCCAGCCCCAGACGAGGGGUCAGACUUCCUCCAGUCCAGCAUCCGCAGCACCCGCAAAGCGAAAUGUUCUCCCCUUCCAAUAACAACAACAUCUACUACGCGGGUCAGAUCAACAUGGAUAUGGACAAACACAUGGACCCCCAGAACGGGCCUUGUAUCAACCAGCAGCAUAGUAUGGCAUCCAACCUGGAUCCAACAGUUGGCACUAAGUCUGCUCCCUAUACUGAGUCCGGCCCCAUCUCCAAUGCCUUAGAAAACCUGGACCUGGACAAUGCUCGCAUAGACUUCACCUCCAUCAUCGAUGAUGCUGACUCUUCCUCCUUCAGCCCGAUCAACAAUCCCCUUCAGGGAUCUUCCUCUCAGGCCUCAUCGCGCCUCAACACCCCUCAGACUUCUGUCAGCUUAGCCCCAGGCUCUGGAUUGUCCAACAUGGCCGUUGGUGACAUGACAUCCAUGCUUACCUCGCUGGCUGGGGAGAAUAAAUACCUGAACACUCUGUCUUAGAAGACAACUCCUUGUCAGCGCAGCAUAUACUCUGACUAACAAUCAAACUGAGGCCUUGGUGAGGUCUUCAAGUAGACAGCCGGGAGUGUCACACUCCGAAGUCCUGUCGCUUAUAGUGACUUUCUCUUGUAUGUUGCAAGAACGGUCAGUUGGGGUGAGACGGACAAACGUUUGGAACAUUUCAUGUAAUGACUCAUUAGUCUGGGCUGUUUUAUUCGUCCCCAUAAGCCUUCAUAAAUGAACCCAACCGUUAACCCUUCUCCGAGCCAGGGCCCUGAACUGUCAAGGGGUCUGUUGCUACUGGAUACCAAUGUAACAGGAAUAACAAUAUGCUGUAAUGCAUGCUGGUCGCAAGUUGUGACCAAGCUAAUAAUGUGGUCCCAUUACAGGUUUCAACAUUUUUAAGAAUCCCCACCCUAAACCUUAAAACCAAAGGUGCCUGGUCAAUUUCGCUCGUUGCUGUAUUCUUCCAUCACUGCCUUGGUACUUGGUAUUUUUUUUUUUAUGCCUGAUAUGAAACUGACGCUGAACUUUUUCCAAACAGGCAUUCCAGUCACAUAGGGCUGUGGCGAACAGUGGAGCAGAGAAUGAUACGUGUAAAUAGGUUUUAUAUACAUUUAUAUAUGUUGUGUAUAUGACAAUGAGACUUUGGAUAAAUCCUCCGCUGUCUCCUGAUCGACUGCUUGGACUCUGAAGGUCAACGUUCAGACGGGAGUUGUUAAGGAAGCGAUUCGGACGGAUGAGAGAGAUACGCUUUUUUAGUGAUUGAGAAAUUAUUUCUCGGUGCUACUAAAUAUUAAUCCGCAUUGCUAGAGAUUUCUUCCUCGUCACGAACGUCACACUCACACGCACCAGGGGCGUAUCAGUAUUCCCACAUGUGCACAAAUGCAGACAAAGACACACACAGGCCCUGUUCAGACCUGGUAUUCACCUCCAUCCUGAGGGAUCCACUCACAAGGGGACAGCGCAGGUCCCUGAAUGCAUCACGUGAUACACCUCUUUCAAUCGCCUCUUUCAAUCUUGCUCGCUUAGACACAUCUGUAAACUCACACUGGGUAAAAAGUCAUAAUUUUGUCUUCGUGGGCACAAAUAACGUACCUGAUAAUUUGCGUAUAGAGCAGGGAAGUGAUCUCACGUGGUCACAGGAGACACAUUCAGGACAAAUUUAUAUACCAGUCGUGAACAGAUGAACUUAAUGUUGUCCACUUGGGGUAAGAGCUCUCAGGGCGGAUGUUAGUACCAAGUCUGAACAGGGCCAUCGUAUUCCCACACAUGCACACACACACACACACACACAUAUCCCUCACACAGACACUCAGGAUUCUGAAUCUUUAGUGUUCAGAUUGUGUUGUAAAUUGCCUUUUCCAGACAGAGAGUUUGCACUCCACAUGUUUACUGUAUGUGUUCCUAAAGCAGCUGUGUACAUUUUUCAGUGGUGUUUAUGUGACUGAGAAACAGAGUGCCUUGCUCUUUCUAAGGUGCACACAUAGGGGUUACUGAGUCAAGCUCAAAUGUUAUAUGUGUGCCACAAUCCCCUCUGUGUUACUAUAUGUCUGAUAUACUCAAACAGAACUGCCUUCGCUCCACAUUAACUAAACCUACGACUCUUACACGACUCAGCUGAGGAUGACGGAUUAUUUUUUUUGGAAAUGAAACCCGAGUCAGCUGGUUUUGUAUUUGAUAAAAGAUCACUAAUCGAUGCCUUUAAUUGAGAGCUACAAUCGUCGUACAGUGCUGCUGCACCUUGGCUCGAAUCCCAAAGAGGAGUUUAUUUGGAGAAAAAAUCAGCGUCGCGAAUUCAGGACAGUGGGAUCAAGACGGAGGAAUUUAAUCAGUUGCUACCACUGUAGUGAAACACAUAUUUUGAUGGCUACGCCGAGGUACUUCUGUGGGACUGUUGAGCUGUAUCACAUGAAUUAAAGGCUGCAGCUCUUGGCAGGAGGACUAAUUUUACACUGUGGCUUUGCACUGACUACAGCACUGUGCGGGAAGGUCUCUGUUUCGCAUAACUAUUCACAUGAACCCCAUUUCGAGAAGAAUAACAAAUUGUCAUUCGACAUCCGAGCACAGCCAGACUCGGUAAGGACACGUAAAUACUCUCUUUAAGCGACUUUAUCAGAAUGAAACAGUAGCGUCCCUUCAAAGUGUUAAUGAGCAUAAGCAGGAAAUGAACAUAUAUUCAUGUUGGUACAGUGUACAUUCUACCAAAGACACCUUCAAAUGCCUGAGAAAACGAUGCACAAAUAGUCAAUGUUAACACAACACUAACACUAGCAAUAAGCAACACUGACUGAUAGUGCUGUUCUUUAGAAUGUAUGAGAAGUUUUGUAUAAAAUUAUCUUUUAUAUUAAUGAA
Messenger RNA from Limanda limanda (common dab), 7066 nucleotides. It is a transcript of the gene gli1, whose product is annotated as GLI family zinc finger 1. Gene Ontology annotation, cellular component: nucleus. NCBI's taxonomy places the organism in Eukaryota, Metazoa, Chordata, Actinopteri, Pleuronectiformes, Pleuronectidae. The coding region runs from base 233 to 4711 and encodes 1492 amino acids. The record is from RefSeq and is a predicted model, not a curated record. Gene Ontology annotation, molecular function: RNA polymerase II cis-regulatory region sequence-specific DNA binding; DNA-binding transcription factor activity, RNA polymerase II-specific. The transcript is spliced from 13 exons. Gene Ontology annotation, biological process: regulation of transcription by RNA polymerase II; smoothened signaling pathway.